AUGACAACUAUGCUUCGCACCAGUCCAGUGGGAGAUCUUAUUGUUGCUGCGGCUAAACUGUGGGUAAUCUGGAAUGCCCGUAAUGAGUUGGUAUGGAAGAAUGAAACGCCAGUCCUGGAGUCGAUGCGUAUGCAUGUUCAGACGCUGGUUUCAUCAUGGGAGCAGCUUCGCAAUGAGGUAACUCCUGGGACUUCUGCUACUGGUAUGCGUACCUCUGCUUGGGAACCUCCCCCUAUUGGUUUUCUAAAAUGUAAUGUGGACGCAGCAACGUUUGAUAAUGGAGCGGGGUUUGGCGCUGUGGUACGAGAUUCAAAUGGUAAAUAUAUUGCAGCUUGCAGUGCACGGCUGGAAUGUGGGAAUGAUCCUCUCAUGGCGGAAUCUAUGGCGGUGAAGGAAGCUUUAACUUCGAUGAAAUCGCAUCAUUUUAAUAAUAUUAUGUUAGAAUCAGAUUGUUUAAAUUUCUGUUCCGUUUUUAAUUCUCGUACUCUGAACUCCUCUUAUGUUGGUUUGGUCAUUAAGCAAUGUUGUAAGAUUGCUACAGACAUCGGGAACGUUUCUGUUCGCCAUGUCAAUAGGUCAGCGAAUCAUGCUGCCCAUGUGUUAGCACGGGCGUCUGCUUCUUUGUCUGGCUUCGGGUCGUGGUUUGGUGUUCCACCGCCCUGUCUUUCGUUGUUGAUUGAUUAUUAA
This is a messenger RNA of Ipomoea nil (Japanese morning glory), 687 nucleotides long. RefSeq lists its product as uncharacterized. The coding region runs from base 1 to 687 and encodes 228 amino acids. The transcript has a single exon. The record is from RefSeq and is a predicted model, not a curated record. NCBI's taxonomy places the organism in Eukaryota, Viridiplantae, Streptophyta, Magnoliopsida, Solanales, Convolvulaceae. Gene Ontology annotation, molecular function: nucleic acid binding; RNA-DNA hybrid ribonuclease activity.